Molecule: messenger RNA, 303 nt
Organism: Cetraspora pellucida
Lineage: Eukaryota; Fungi; Glomeromycota; Glomeromycetes; Diversisporales; Gigasporaceae
Source: the annotation of a GenBank genome assembly
AUGCAACAACCACCACAACAAGAACGUUCGCCAACAGAAUUUCUAAGUAAUGUUAUUGGUAGACCUGUCGUUGUCAAGUUGAAUUCCGGAGUGGAUUAUCGAGGUAUUUUUGGCUUUUUUACAAGUGUCUUGAGAAUUCUAUCGUGUCUGGAUGGUUAUAUGAAUAUUGCCCUUGAACAAACAGAAGAAUGGGUUAACGGCCAGCUGAAAAAUAAAUAUGGAGAUGCAUUUAUUCGUGGAAAUAAUGUAUUAUACAUCAGUGCCGAUAAAGCCAGAAAACGGGAACCAUUAAAUAUCCAAUGA